Molecule: messenger RNA, 3977 nt
Organism: Wasmannia auropunctata (little fire ant)
Lineage: Eukaryota; Metazoa; Arthropoda; Insecta; Hymenoptera; Formicidae
Product: protein abrupt-like
Exons: 7
Coding region: 503-1948 (481 amino acids)
Biological process (GO): regulation of transcription by RNA polymerase II
Cellular component (GO): nucleus
Molecular function (GO): DNA binding; protein binding
Source: RefSeq, a predicted model, not a curated record
CUCGAUAAGUGUACAUUUUUAAAUAUGUAUAAUAAACGCUAAAAUAUUCAUCCGCCAAAAUGUUUUGUACCCGUUCAGAACGAAUUGCGGGAACCGCGAGCUGUGCGUCUCGCAUCACUCGCGGGACAAGGGGCGAGCCGACUUCAAUCGCGGAGCGAUCCCCGAAGGAGUGGACAUCGCGUUAACAGUGCCGACAUUCAUUUGGAAUCGCAACGCUUUCCGCACGGACUGUACGUCGCUAAGUCCGUCCUCCGACUCCUACCAAGAUUAAGGUAAUGCUUCGGCUGAUAUGAUACAAUAGUUAUGUAGUCUUUUCAGUGCUCUAUGGUGCUUCCGCUGGAUGGCCGCGACAUUCACGAAGCCUUAGAAUAAUAUUUGGAGUUCGCAGGGAAAGAAAGUAAUGAGAGAGUUAAGUUUUUCCCACGGGCGUAUGGUACUCUAAGUUAGCCCCCACAUGUGUGAUCAUAGGUGUUGUUGAAGGGGAGUCGAGUGUGUGAAGAGAAUGACGGAUAGCCAGCAGCAGUUUUGCUUGCGGUGGAAUAACUUUCAGGCGAACAUCACGAGCCAGUUCGAGGCGCUGCGAGAUGACGAGGACUUCGUCGACGUUACCUUCGCGUGCGACGGCAGGCGACUCCAGGCGCACAAGGUCGUCCUUUCCGCGUGCAGCCCUUACUUCAAGGAGUUGUUCAAGACCAAUCCCUGCAAGCAUCCAAUAAUUUUUAUGCGGGAUGUUGAAUUCGAACAUCUACAAUCACUAUUGGAAUUUAUGUACGCUGGCGAGGUAAAUAUCUCGCAGGCAGAGUUACCUACAUUUCUACGUACCGCUGAAUCUCUUCAAAUUCGUGGCCUCACCGACUCCCAAAGUAAUCAGCACAACAACGAAAAGCAUUUGAAGACAAAUAACAUCCACGCAUCAAAUGGCCGUGAUCUGAUCUCGCCAAGCUUUGACGAUGAACGCAGUAAAUCUCCACCACCUUCAAGCCCUCCACCACUAAAAAGGCUGUGUAAAAGAAGUGAUUCACCUCCAGUUUCUAGUCCAGCACCCCCUGUGCCGCCUUGUGCUACUAUUGCACCACGUUCGCGCCCACUUAUCGAGCCUCAAGUUCAGCUCGAUUGUUAUAAAGAUCUCGAUAUUGUUGAGCCAAAAAUAGAAUUACCUGAAUAUGGCAGUGACGACGAUUGCUCACCUAAACCGGAAGCCAAUACAUUGCCCAGUGGAUUUCUCAGCUUGGAUAGUGGUAUGGAAGUGUUACCGUCUUAUCCAUCAUCUUAUCAAGGAAACCAGAACGUAGAAGGAGGAAUGCCAGGUCCAUCACACGGGAGCACGGAAUUAAAUCAAGAACAGCAAGCUGACCUGCGUAAACUGCACUCGCUGGACCCACGCCCCUGUCCUGUGUGCAACCGCAUGUACAGUAACUUGUCCAACCUGCGGCAGCACAUGCGCCUCAUCCACAACCCUCAGAGUGUCACUUGCCCUCUAUGUAACAAGCCAUUCAAGACCAAGCUGUACCUGAAGCGUCACCUGGUCAGUUUCCACGAACUCAGUGUGGCAGACAGACAACGUCAGGAAGAGAUCUACCAACAUCAAGUUAAGGUUCAGGUCCAAGGGCAAGGCCAGGGCCAGGGCCAGGGACAGGGACAAACGCAGGUUCAGGGAGGAGCUCAAGCUCAGACCCAAACACAAGUUCAGGCUCAAACACAAGCUCAGAUUCAAGCUCAGACUCAGGUGGAUAAUAAGGUGCUUUUAGCAGCUCCUACCCCACCUGCUUCUCGGGGUACUCCCCCCGAGGAAGGUGGGGCUGGCGGUGGUGGGAGCACCGCAGAACCAAAGCUCAGAUCGUAUCAGGCACAAGCUGGCGAUAAUGCUUAUCCGGUAGAGGUAGCGCAGAUUGGUGAUUCAAAGCAUUUUGCUAGUGGGAUGUUGCAAUUCGAUGCUACGUAUCACUAAUGUGUGUACAGGAUUUUAUUUAUUUUUUAAUCUAUCGCGCCCAGUAUCAUUUUGUGAUAUAGUAACGAAUCGAGUUUAUCUUUAUUGUUUAGUGAACUUGUGAUUCAAUAGGAAACGUAUCUUCGUAGUUGAUCGACAAGUAGGUAGAAAUAACGUUAUGACACAAGGCUGAUUCCGUAUAUUUAAUAAUCAGAUCCUGCGCGCGCGCGCACUCAAGGUGCGCGCAGGUGUAUAACUUAUAAUUUUUAAUCUUUUGAAAUAUGCGUAUGCAAUUCUUGUCGCACGAACACGAGUGGAGGACAAGAUGUCAAAUCCGAUUGACGGUCGCGUACUUGAUUGUUUUCGUCCGUAAUAAGACGCCUACAUAGAUCAUUCGAAUGAUCAUUCAUACGAAGGUCGACAGUGUGUAUAUAGGUUUGGGAGACUAGUUUACAUAUAAAAGUCCCGUGCCUAUUCAUCGUAAAGAUGAACGCUGAUGAGGGAGAGAACGACUAAAAAUGCCGAUGGUGGAGCAGCCAUCCCACCUCGUACUGAUAAUUCUGCAGCCGGAUACUUGUUGUUUUAUUUAAUGCUAUACAGUGUUAUACAGACUACAGAUAUUUACUACAAUAUUAUAUUCUUACAGAGGAUUAUAUUUACUUUAUUAUUGCAACGCAAUGUGCAAUGACAUAGCUCGUACAUGAUAUAUUUUUCACAUGCAUACAUUGCAAUAUACAGCCAAUUGACAGCUCAACAGAGUAAUAAUAUUUAUUAUUAACAGUUAUCAACAAACCGUGAUCGCAAUAAUGCAGCAGAUUGAAUUUAACAAUAUAUAAUAAGAAGGCAAUGUCUCUGCUGGUUUCUUGUUUCUGUGUGUGGAAGGCUUGUCUCUCAAGUACUUCUACCUCAAUGGUACAUAUACCUAUUUAUAGAAAUAGCACAAGAAUGAUUAUUUCAUUCUUUAUUUCUAUACACAGAGAUUGUAAUACUCUCAUGAUAUUUAAUAUGAUAUUAUUUAAUAUGUGAGUCAUACUUUUGGUUUUUAAUUUAUUAAUCGGGAGAUAUAUUUUUUCAAUCAAAGUAUUUUAAAUUUUAAAUCAGUAGUAUUUAUCAAGAAACGUUUUUCGCAUUCAUACAUGUAGCAGUAACUUUGUAAGUAGGACGCUACAUACACGCUUCCUUUACAGGAAGGAAAAGGCUUUUUUGAAAAUAGUACUAUAUUUUUUAUAUCUUUUUGUAAAUUUGGUAUUAAUAUGCAUUUGUUGUAGUCUCAAUAAUUUUUGUUUUCUACGAUCGAUAGUCAAUACGUCAAUUUCCUGUCACAUGCAACUUGUUUCUGUUAUCUUUAAUGAGAUAUUCAGUUUCAGCUGUCUAUAAAAGUAAACCAGCAUAGAUAUCUGCCACACAAUUCCAUAGCCAUAGUACCACACAGUACAACUCAGGAUCUUUUAUAUUAUAUUUUACAGAUGACAAUAGUUCCAUAAGUACGAUUUAUAAUAGCGAUUCUAGGAAAUGGGGCACAGAGAAUAUGUUCCCUAGAAUCGUAACUUUUUAAGUCGUACCAUUCAUAUGAACAGGCUCCUUACCUCACAUACAAUCAAAUUACUAAACAGAUGCAGCUAUAUAUUAUUGUAAUAUAUUUACAUACAACAACUUACAAUAGUACUGGGACGUUGCAACGACUGCAACUAACACAGAUUUACCGAUAUUAUACAAACGGUUUUUAUUAUCUGUUAUUACAUUGGUAAGCGAUUGCAAUGUUUUUUUACAAGUUAAACGUACUACGAAUAUACAUUCAAGAUUUUUCUUUACAAGAUAUGAAUGGAUGCCCAGCACAACUGACAAUUAGUACCGAAAUAAGAUUAGAUUAUAAAUGUUGCAUAUCAUAUUAUAAUAUUGUUAUACAUUUGCCAAGCAGUGUUACAUUCAUCAACUCUCAGGCUUCGGAUCAUACACGGAUUUCAUUUUGCUUCUUUCGAUAAGAAAUAGUAUUUCUUAUAAUAUAUCUUUUUAUUACAAUAUCAUGUAUAUAAUAUACAUUAUGAUUUUA